AAGAUUUCCCCCUCCGUUGUGCUAUCGAAUGGUUACAGAUUCAUUUCUUUUAAAUGAUCGGCCACAUCGUUCAAGCCCCUCAGCUCAGCUCGACUUGACGCGUCGGCGUUUUGGAUGCGGUGUGUUUUCACUGCAGAUCAGCGUCUCUCUACUCACCCAGAAUAUGAUUUAGUGUUGGAAGGAAUUUCAACAGGGUAUACCAGUCUACUGACUACCACGGGAGUCCCUUUCUGUUUUUUUUUUUUUUUACCAACACGAACGUCAAGAGACCACAUCGCCGCAGAGAUUACCGGAGAUUUUCUUUGAACACCCUAAAUGGACUAAAGAAGCCUCGUUUUACGGGAUUUUAACUCUGUUCGCCCUCACUCGUUGAAGCUGUAGUUUUAUUUCCUUUUUUUUUUUAAUCCAGAGGAGAUAGCCUAUCUGUGGACAUAAUGAAAGUUAUCUUGGCUAUGCUGCUUGUUGCUGUUUUUUUGAGCCAGGAGUGGGAGUCGGUGCUCUCGGAUUCAAUCAUCCACAUCGGUGCCAUCUUUGAUGAGUCCGCACGGAAAGAUGACGAAGUGUUUCGUCUCGCUGUGGCAGAUCUCAAUUUGAACAACGAAAUCUUGGAGACUGAGAAAAUCACCAUCUCUGUGGAAUUCGUUGAUGGAAACAAUCCUUUCCAGGCAGUGCAAGAAGCAUGCGAACUGAUGAAUCGUGGUAUCUUGGCUCUAGUCAGCUCGAUUGGCUGCAUGUCGGCGGGCAGCCUCCAGACCCUGGCUGAUGCCAUGCACAUCCCCCACCUCUUCAUCCAACGCUCAACAGCAGGAACACCCCGUUCCACCUGCCCGCACACCAGUCGCAUUCCUGGAUCAGAUGACUACACCCUCAUGGUUCGCCCACCUGUGUACCUCAACGAAGUCAUCAUGCAAGUGAUUUCCGAGUAUAGCUGGCAGAAGUUUGUCCUCUUCUACGAUUCUGACUUUGAUAUCCGUGGUAUCGAGGAUUUCCUAGAUCGGACCUCUCAGCAAGGAAUGGACGUGUCCCUUCAGAAGGUUGAAUCUAAUAUCAACAUGAUGAUCACAAGUCUGUUCAGAACAAUGCGCGUGGAGGAGCUGCACCGCUAUCGGGAUACGCUACGCAGAGCUGUGCUGUUCAUGAGCCCAGCUACUGCCAAGGCUUUUAUAACUGAGGUGGUGGAGACCAACCUGGUUGCCUUCGAUUGUCAUUGGAUCCUGAUUAAUGAGGAGAUUACAGACUAUGACUUACAGGAGUUAGUCAUGAAGUCAAUCGGCCGGCUGACGUUGAUACGCCAGCUGUUUCCAAUGCCACAGAACACAAGUCAGCGCUGUGUCAAACACAACCACAGGAUUAACACUUCCCUCUGUGACCUGAAAAAUCCAAAGGCUCAGCAGCUGGAGAUCAGCAACCGCUACAUCUACGAUAGUGUGUUGCUGCUGGCCAAUUCCUUCCACAGAAAGUUGGAGGACAGGAAAUGGCACAGCAUGGCCAGUCUGAGCUGUAUCAGGAAGAACUCCAAGCCGUGGCAGGGAGGCAAGAGCAUGCUGGAUACCAUCAAAAAGUUUGGAGUGAGUGGUCUCACCAGUUUCUUGGAGUUCACUGACAACGGCACGAAUCCCAACAUCUUCUUUGAAAUCCUGGGAACGAAUUACGGAGAAGACAGGGGACGAGGAGUCACCAAGCUGGCCACAUGGGACCCAGUUCAUGGAUUAAACGGCACCCUAACAGACAGGAAAUUGGAAAAUAACAUGAGAGGAGUUGUGCUACGAGUCGUCACUGUUCUGGAGGAGCCGUUUGUGAUGGUGUCUGAGAAUGUGCUGGGGAAACCAAAGAAGUACCAGGGCUUUUCCAUCGAUGUCCUCGAUGCUCUGUCCAGUUAUCUGGGCUUUAAGUACGAGAUCUACGUUGCUCCAGACCACAAAUAUGGCAGCUUGCAGCCCGACGGUCAGUGGAAUGGACUGAUGGGGGAAUUGGUUUUUAAGCGAGCCGACUUGGGGCUUUCUGCUUUGACCAUCACGCCUGAGCGGGAGAGCGUUGUCGACUUCACCACGCGCUACAUGGAUUAUUCUGUGGGCGUCUUGCUCCGCAAGGCCGAGCGCACCGUGGACAUGUUCGCCUGCCUCGCACCCUUCGACCUCUCGCUGUGGGCCUGCAUCGCAGGCACCGUGCUCCUCGUUGGCAUCCUGGUGUACUUACUCAACUGGCUCAACCCACCGCGGCUGCCCAUGGGAUCCGUGUCCUCAACCACACUCUACAAUUCCAUGUGGUUUGUGUACGGCUCCUUUGUACAGCAAGGAGGAGAAGUUCCCUACACCACCCUGGCAACCAGGAUGAUGAUGGGAGUUUGGUGGAUGUUUGCGCUCAUUGUCAUCUCUUCUUACACUGCCAAUCUAGCAGCGUUCCUCACCAUCACACGCAUAGAGAACUCCAUACAGUCUCUGCAAGACUUAUCCAAGCAGACGGAGUUGCCUUACGGUACGGUGUUAGACUCAGCAGUAUAUGAUCAGGUGCGCUCCAAGGCUAUGAACCCUUUCGAGAGAGAUCCCAUGUACUCCCAGAUGUGGCGGAUGAUAAAUCGCACCGGAGGAGGAGAUAAUAACGUUGAAGAUUCGAAGGAGGGUAUUCGCAAGGUGAAAUAUGGGCGGUUUGGCUUCAUUUGGGAUGCAGCAGUGCUGGAGUACGUUGCUAAUAAUGAUGAAGAUUGUUCCUUCAACACUGUCAGCAACAGCGCGCCAGACCGUGGGUAUGGUAUUGCCAUGCAGCACGGCAGCCCCUACAGGGACAUCUUCUCCCAGAGAAUCCUGGAACUCCAGCAGAAUGGUGACAUGGACAUACUUAAACUGAAGUGGUGGCCCAAGGACACCCCCUGUGAUCUCUACAACUCCAUCCAGACACGACAGCGCGGCAAUGCUCUUGAUAUCCACAGCUUUGCUGGUGUUUUCUGCGUCCUGGCCGCCGGCGUGGUGCUCUCCUGCCUCAUUGCUAUGGUGGAAAGCUGGUGGUCGCGACGGAAGGGAUCCAGAGUCCCCUCCAAGGAGGACGAUAAGGAGAUCGACUUGGAGCACCUACACCACCGGGUUAACAGCUUGUGCACCGAGGAUGAAAGCCCCCACAAGCAAUUCUCCACCUCUUCCGUCGAUUUAACACCCCUUGACAUGGAUGCUCUGCCUGCUGCCCGCCAGGCACUCGAGCAGAUCAGCGAUUUCCGCAACACUCACAUCACCACCACCACCUUCAUCCCCGAGCAGAUCCAGACCCUUAGCCGUAGUCUCUCUGCCAAAGCUGUCGCUGGAUUUUCUACUGGUUUUGGUGGUGGUGGCCUCCAGGACCACCGGACUGGCGGGGUUGGCCCUUUCAGGCAGAGGGCCCCAAACGGCGGCUUCUUCCGAAGCCCCAUUAAAACUAUGUCCUCCAUCCCCUACCAGCCUACAGGUCCAGGACCCAACUUUGGAUAUGGCAAUGAUCCAGACAGGGGCACCUCCAUAUGAGGAGUUGCUGUGGAUACAGUUGGUUCAGGAGGAAGGGUAGAAGGAAAAGGAGGGGGUUAGAGUACAUCAUGGUGUGGUUGAACCAAUGUUUUUUGGUUAGGUUGAAAAGUCAGAGAAUAGAGAUACGUGUACAUAGCAAUCCUUAUGUUUUGAGUUUCUGCUUGGGUGAUUCCAGGGGUGUCUAUUUUGUACGUGGAGAAAAACGAAGGAGAUGGAGUUCUGCUAGGGCAUUUCUUCUCCUCCUGCCAAUCACGCUGGUGAGGCGCAAAAAGGGAAAAGGGCAGGGGAGGGGCUUGAUUCUUUGCUUUAUUGUUGUUGUUCUUGUGAUUGUUUGAGGAAUUAUUUUGGGAGAUAUUUCUGAAAGGGAAGAUUUUUUUAAUUAUUGUUUCUGUUUUAUGACGUGAAGACUCUUUCAUGCAGUGGAAGAAUGCUGAAAUGACCGGACUCCUUUUACUCUCUGAAGCCUCUCUCAGAGGAGUUCAGUUUAUACAAGUCCAACACCAAGAAGUACUAUAUUCUUGUUAACUCUGGAGCUUUCAUUUACAGAUGAUUUGGUGGUCCCUUUAGCCAUGAAGCAAACCACUAAGCAAUGAUGGGGCUGUAAUUUGAUGAAGACAUAGACUAGACUGCUAUGUUAGAUAUACAAUAUCUUCAGCUCUGCACCAUGCGGCGGCCCCUUGUAGUGUUUGGAAAGGGCCGCAUCUCAGUGAAUAUUGAAGACCAUUUUUCUCCAAUAUAACUCUGCCUUUUCACUAUUUGGGAGUCUAUAACUUAGUUUUUCUUCUCUGGUGUUGUUAUGCCAGUACCCAGGAUUCUAGAUGUGCAAUCAUCUUCAGGAUGGUGUCCACACGGUGGUCUGGCCACACCUAAGACUUCGCAGCUGAGCACAUGCUGACGCCUCCGUGGUGGGUCAGUCUGAAACCAUCGAAAUGCCAUGACAGUACAACAGUCUCAUCACUGUAGAGCCACCAGUUGGGUGCAUCCAAUCUUAAACUCCUUCUGCCAUUUUGGUGCAUCAACCUGAAACUGUUUUCACCAUUUUGAUGCACAUCUAACUCUUUGUCAAUCCCUCUGCACUGUACCAGUGCCCACAGAACUGUAAGUGAUUGUAUGUAGAUCUUACCUUUUCUUUUCUCACCUGUAUUGUGCUAUCUGCUUUUCAAGUGGAGGUGGGAUCCUCUAAUCAGACUCUCAGAGGUACAGUCGAAGUGGACUAUACAAGCAGAGAUAAUGAGAGAAAAAAAAACAUAAAGAUGAGCUGAAAGACUUCAAAAAGUUUAUGCUUAUUAUAUGUCUUUUAUUGACUUUUGUUUUGAGAAAAAAAGAAAAAAAAAGAUUUUAAUGCGUGGAAUGUGUUUUGGUCAGGAAGUACAAAAAAAUGCCAUUGUUCUGAACUGUCCAUAUGUUUUUUCUCUCAGCAAACUAUGAAAAUCUGCUAAACAAGUGCUGUAGUCUCUGGUGUUUUGGUCUCAACUCAUUCAAACUUGGGCUUUUGAUUUAUGUCUGUUUUGCUUACUUUUAGUGCUCCCAUCACCCACGUGUUUAACGGCUAAAAUCUCCCUCUGCAAUGCCAUGUCAUGUUCAGGUUCACUAAUCACUUAUCGGGUUCAAGUGGUGAAAUGGAGUUGAUUUUUUUGUUGAAGAGAAGCCAAUGCAAAGGCACCUUCAGCACAAGCCUUAUUUGCCAUUUAGCUCGCUGUACCUUCCACUUAAAUCCGAAACACGGCUGUGUGCUGGAGGUUUUUCAGAGCAGGAUCGCUGUGCGUCAUGGGAGUGUCUGGAAAAGUCGAUGGCCAUUGGGACCCAAUGUCUGCCUUUUAUGAGACGAAUCCCACAUGCACUUCUCAUAUUGCUCAUCUUAAGGGUACUGUUUAUAUGACUUGUUGUUUUUUUGUUUGUUUUUUUUCUUUUAAGUGCCAAUUUAUUCAAAAAGGACCAUGCUUUUCUGUGGUGGGGAAUGGGACAUUAGAGGCAUUAAAAAGGAAUAUUUUGUGGAUUAAAGGGGUGGGUUGGUAAAAUGGAACCAAACUUUUUUCACUAACACUGUAUUAAUAAUUGAUAAUGUUAGUUUCUUAGAGCAAGUUUGUUUCAGUUUGUCAUCUUUAAGAACUAAAACUGCAAAUCGUUGUACGUAGAGAUCUCAGUCAAGCCAGUGUUUUGAGACGAGCAUUCUUAGGAGUUCUUUUCUUAUAUUAGGCUACAUAAUGGCUAUUGAAUGACAAAUAGGACACAUGCAUUUAAAAAGAUUUAUUUAGUAUAAAUGAAAGAGACCUUAUAAAAAUGUAUAUUUUACAUGUUGAUGUUAUUUUUGUUUAACAAAAAGAAAAGACUAUAUCAUAUUGAGCUUUAGUGUUGAGUUGAGAGUUGAGCCGUCACAUUACUGCCUUUGGUUUUCCCUGCCCUACCCACGGUAAACAUAAACCCAAAUGCACUAAUUUUUGGUUUUCUCAUGCCAUCCUGAGUUCCUUUUCUUCUUAUUAUUAUUAUUAUUCUUUUAUUUUACAUUGCUUUUUUUCUGGCUAAAAUGAGGCAAGUUCACUAAAAAGAAAGCAUGCACAGACUUGCUGUUUUGCUAUCUGUUAACAUUGUUAAUUUCAUACAUAGAACUACAGGAUUUACUUGAUAAUUUUCAAAAAUGUAUGAUGUACAGUAUUUAAUAUAGGCCUAUUUUGUUGUAUGUGUUGCAUAUUAUUCAAAAACCGAACAAACCGGGGCCUCUGUUACAAGUGGCAAAGCUUUCUGUGUAUAAUUUGUCUAAU
Messenger RNA from Cololabis saira (Pacific saury), 6247 nucleotides. It is a transcript of the gene grid2, whose product is annotated as glutamate receptor, ionotropic, delta 2. The record is from RefSeq and is a predicted model, not a curated record. Gene Ontology annotation, cellular component: postsynaptic membrane; plasma membrane. Bases 435 to 3488 code for a protein of 1017 amino acids. Gene Ontology annotation, biological process: monoatomic ion transport; modulation of chemical synaptic transmission; synaptic transmission, glutamatergic. Gene Ontology annotation, molecular function: transmitter-gated monoatomic ion channel activity involved in regulation of postsynaptic membrane potential; glutamate-gated receptor activity. NCBI's taxonomy places the organism in Eukaryota, Metazoa, Chordata, Actinopteri, Beloniformes, Belonidae. The transcript is spliced from 16 exons.